GCGACUUCCUCCUCUCCGUUAGCCAUGAUCAAGGUCAAGUGGGACUCCAACCAUCGCCCUGCAAACGGCCCCAGCAAUGCGCCGACAGCUUCAGGCGAGCGACCGACGCUCACUGCGCUCAUGGACGGCAUCGUCAUCAACAGCAGCAGCGUCAGUAGCAACGCGGGUACAACACGACGUCCGCCAAUGCCGAAAUGGGACAUGGGCACCAUCUCGGAAGACACGAUGCCCGCAGCGUUCACUGCAGCGUCUGCGGGCUGGUCUAACGACCGGUUCGAGCUCACGGAGAGCGGAGAAGUGCGCAAUAAAGCCACCAGACAACGCAUCUCCAAGCAGGAAAUCCGCGAACACGGCGAAGAAGUUCUUCGCGGUCUGAUUGACAAUGUACACACGAGAAUGUUACAGGAGCUUUUGUUCCUGGAACAAGCCAUCCCUCCACUCGAGUUUGAGCGAAGUUCGGUCGAGUCUGGCUUCGAUCCUGGAGCCAGUACAGCAGGCAGCAAUGCCAGUGUCAGCAGCUCGGUACGCUCCAGUUCGUCCAGUAUCUGCUCCACCAAUGACGGAUUCCGUAUGAUGAUGGACACGGAUGAACCGAGAUGCAUUUUCCACACGAGUAAAAACUUCAGUGUGGCCGAGAAACUCUUAGUCUUUGUAUGCUCCUUCCGAGGUCUCAGUUGUGGCAUUUGGAGUCGCAGUGUGCUACUUAAAGACGGCGUCAAAGUCGGCUCCAUGCUGCCCUAUUUCCAGAAAGCCAUCGCUGCAGGAUACGGGAUUCUAGUCAUGAAUCCCAACAUGAACACGCAACUUAUGGUAACACAAGACGGAACCGUGGAGAAGAUGCCCAUCCGAGGCUCCAGUAACGCCGAGGACCAUUGCGACCACGUGUGGCGUAACUAUAUCUUCCCUUCAGCCGCUCACAAGGUGCACUUCAUCGCCUAUGGGUACGGUGGCGUCCUGGUGACCCAGUUGAUUGCCAAAUACCGGUACGAUCUCAAAAGCCGACUAGGAAAUGUGGCUUUUAUUGAGAGCUCGCACAAGAUCGACCCGUCGUGGAACUCUGGCUUCAAGCGCUUCUUCUCCCAGCACAGUAUCUCGUGGUCCCGAUCGGAUUUUCCGUUAAACACAGAGCUUAGUCGAGAUGCCACUACGUUCGCCACAAGUGGGGGUCCGAGUGGCACCGGCACCACGACUACAAGUAGUGAUGACGUAUUCACGGCGACCUCACCGUCAUCCAGAUCUCCUAAGAGUCCCAGUGCAGCUCAACUCACGGGUUUUGGCUGCAUCUGCUUGUCUGCUGGGCCGUGUGAAGGAGCCAAUGAGAGUCCAGCGUACACUACGCAACAAGUUCUCGACACUGUGUUUGCGUUUCUAGCGUCUCCUACGCCGUACGAGUUCCAGCGUCGAGCAGCCCGUGAACUUCGCUUAAAUACGCUUUUAGAUGAACAGCAACAAGCUCGACCAAAGCCUCCUAUUGGACAAAAUGGAGACCUUGGACGACCUCCAAGAGACCAGCCACGUACACGCAAGCAGUCAGUGUAUGAAACAGUACUCGGUGGCGCCGCUGGGAACGCUCGGGAGCUGAAACCUCGCGAGUACGACUCGUUAACUAUCGACGAUUUCGACCUCUUACGUGUCGUCGGUCGAGGCGCGUUUGGCAAGGUCAUGCUAGUGCGACGGAAGGUGCCUCAACAACAGAAAGGGGCGCGGUUAUUAAGUCCUCGUACGAUGAUGGCCAUGGGCAUGACGCCGCAACAAAUAGCAGGUGCGACAGGGGGAGAAAGCGGCAAAGUAUACGCCAUGAAGGUCAUCAAGAAAGCUGCCGUGUUCGCAAAAAAUCAGGUGGAACACACCAAAACGGAGCGUCGGAUCCUACAAGGUGUGGACCACCCAUUUAUGGUCAAACUGCGGUACGCGUUCCAGAACGACGCCAAGUUGUAUUUCGUCAUGGACUUUUACAACGGCGGCACGUUGCACUUCCAUUUGCGUCGUGCUAUGCACUUUGACGAAGUGCGGACUCGUUUCUACGCCGCUCAAUUGGUGUUGGCGAUCUCGCAUCUUCACACGUACAACAUCGUGUACCGUGAUCUGAAACCCGAGAACAUUUUGCUAGACGACCAAGGAUUCAUCGCGUUGACGGACUUUGGGUUGUCUCACGACCAUUUUGACAGUAAAGACGGCAUGCAGACGUUCUGUGGCACACCCGAGUAUAUCGCUCCAGAGCUCAUUCGACGUGUACCGUACGGGAAAGCCGUGGAUUACUGGUCCAUGGGUGUGCUCAUCUUCGAAAUGUUGGCUGGCUACACGCCGUUCUACCACGCGAACCGGAAACGGAAUUUCCAGAACAUCGUCAAGCUCCCGUUACGGUUCCCGUCCGAGUUUUCGGAUGAUGCCAGAUCACUUUUGAGAGGGUUGAUAUGUCGGAACCCGGCGAAACGUCUGGGGUCCGGACCCUGUGGAGCGCAGGAGAUCAUGGAUCACCCUUUCUUCGCGCAAGUGGAUUGGGAGAAACUGUACAAGCGGGACGUCCCGGUGCCGUUCAAACCGGUGGUCAAGUCCGACGGGGAAGUGAACAACGUGCCGGAAUUUUUCAAACGACAGGAAGUCAUCGACUCGGUGGUGUCGGAUGUCCCGAUUGGGAAAAGUCACGUGUUCCAGGGCUUCUCAUACACAGACCCAUACAAUCUGUAA
Messenger RNA from Phytophthora infestans T30-4, 2688 nucleotides. Its product is annotated as protein kinase, putative. The record is from RefSeq and is a predicted model, not a curated record. The transcript has a single exon. NCBI's taxonomy places the organism in Eukaryota, Oomycota, Peronosporomycetes, Peronosporales, Peronosporaceae. Gene Ontology annotation, molecular function: protein serine/threonine kinase activity; ATP binding. Bases 25 to 2688 code for a protein of 887 amino acids. Gene Ontology annotation, biological process: protein phosphorylation.